AUGAAGGCGACCGUCUUCGCCCUCAUCGUCAUCAACAAGGCCGGCGGCUUGAUCUACAACAAGAACUUCCACGAUGGCCUAAACAAGAUCAGCACAAACGACUACCUCGUCUUAGCCGGUACAUUUCACGGAGUGCACGCCAUCACGGCGCGUCUGACGCCGAUUAGACCACCAGCGCCGCCGGCUGGGCUUCGACCCGAGCCAGUCUCUGGAUUGGAGGUCCUCGAGACCGAGAAUUUCCGCAUGCAGUGUUUCAACACAUUGACCGGUUUGAAGUUUCUACUCUUUACCGACACAACACAGACCAAUGUCGAUGUGACUAUGCGGAAAGUGUAUGACCUGUAUGCGGACUACGUCAUGAAGAACCCGUUCUACUCACUGGAGAUGCCUAUCCGGUGCGAGAUGUUUGAUAGGAAACUUCAGUCAUAUGUUAGGGAAAUCAACAAUCGAUAG
Molecule: messenger RNA, 453 nt
Organism: Emericellopsis cladophorae
Lineage: Eukaryota; Fungi; Ascomycota; Sordariomycetes; Hypocreales; Bionectriaceae
Product: trafficking protein particle complex subunit 4
Exons: 3
Coding region: 1-453 (150 amino acids)
Biological process (GO): endoplasmic reticulum to Golgi vesicle-mediated transport
Cellular component (GO): TRAPP complex
Source: RefSeq, a predicted model, not a curated record